Messenger RNA from Nematostella vectensis (starlet sea anemone), 7039 nucleotides. RefSeq lists its product as uncharacterized. Gene Ontology annotation, cellular component: cell surface. The transcript is spliced from 17 exons. Gene Ontology annotation, molecular function: alpha-L-arabinofuranosidase activity; heparin binding. Gene Ontology annotation, biological process: L-arabinose metabolic process. The coding region runs from base 138 to 6863 and encodes 2241 amino acids. Lineage: Eukaryota; Metazoa; Cnidaria; Anthozoa; Actiniaria; Edwardsiidae. The record is from RefSeq and is a predicted model, not a curated record.
CCAGCAGGUAGAGUUCACGCUUCGAACCAACCAUUUCUCCAACUGUCAAGGAAAUAAAGCGGGAUAAAAUGGCGCACAAUUUACAUCUUCCACCUUAACUGUCUCCCACAUGGUGGGGGGAUGAGUGAUCUACCGAUAUGGCUGCCUUUGCUCUUUUCAUUGUGUGUUUAGUUCAAGCCGCGAGCUUUUCUGCGCGAUCACAGUUCUUUGAUCCUGUUCUAUUUGCGCAGAAUGGUAAUGGCGAAUUGCCGGAGCCUGUUCAAUCCUCGUUGGAUGAGCCACACAUGACAGGCUCGUAUAACGAUGCUAUAGAAUCUCCAGACACACAGUCCAGGAUUCACGCUCCUGUCUCUAACGCCGCAAGCAUGGCAAAAGAAGACUCCACAACCUUUAACAGAGAUAUCAAGCGAAGGCCUGGGCUUGUGUUGGAGCGAUGGGAUGGCCUUGAUGGCUACGAUAUCAAGAACUUGGUUCAGAGCUCGCGUUUCCCUACUCUGCCAAACUAUCUUGGCUACACGGAUGCCUACACCGAGCCUCCGGACUGGGGCGACUCUUAUGGCUCAAGGAUAAGGGGCUACUUCGUACCACCAUUGACGGGAGAUUAUAUUUUUCAGUUGGCAAGUGACGCCCAGGGUCAGCUUUAUAUCAGCACCGACGAAAACCCCAAGAGGAAGGUCAUGAUAGCAGAAGUGUCCAUGGAUCACACAACAGAACCACACGAAUACAACAAAUACCGUGAGCAGACGUCGCAAGCCGUGUAUCUCGAUAAAGGAAAGUACUACUACACCGAGGUGCUUCACAAGGAUCAGUUUCUUGCUGAUCACGUGAACGUGAAGGUGAAGAUGCCCGAUGGGAAGGAGUACGACCCGAUCCCUAAACAGUUCCUCUGGACCUUACCACCGCCUAAAAAGAAGCCGCCCGCCCCGGACCCCCUGAUGUUAGUGAAGGUCGCCGCUAAGGCAGGUGCGCAUGCGGGUGCCACUUUGGGCCAGAAGGAAGCCGCUGAAAAGGGUGCGCUCGCGGGCGCAAAUGCAGGAGAGAAAGCAGGGAUGAAAGCCGGGGCAGCCGCAGGAGCAAUAGCUGCAAGAAAAGCCGCAACUAGAAUCGCUAUAAAGACCAUACAAGAAGCACUACGGAACAUCACCUUGAAUCGCCACGUAUUCAAUAUCUACACCGGAAAUAGCUCCAUGGCAACCGCAACCUCGACAUCAAACGCAGCAGGGAAUGCUACCGCUGGCGCGUCUGGCACGGCGGGGGGAGGUGCUACAGCAGGCGGGAAUGGGACGGCCGGCGGAGGGGUAACGGGAACCCCAAACGUACUAAAACCUAAAGUAUUUGUUACAAAUAAACAGAAAGGGGGAGGGCAAACACCAGCAAAGGAGUAUAAGCCUGUGUACGAGACAAAGAAAGGAGAGAACGCGCAGAAUCUCGCAAAAAAAUAUGUCAACAGAAAUGGCGCCGCAACUAAAGUCGUUGUGGGUGCAAUGUACAUUAUCCACUCUCUUAACAUCCCUGCUACUCAAGAGUUCAAGAAGAACUUGUGUUGGCGCAGUACGUAUGGUAACAUGGUCCUGGGAAGGCGCUGCCAGGUGUGGAUCGCUCGCAAGGGCUUUGUUGUGAGGGGAGACGGACAACAGACUGUUUCAUGGGAAUCUGCAUGUCUUCCUGGCUACUACAUUGUACAGAAGAAUUAUCACUACACUCUGGCGAAGAUUGGAAGUACUAAGAAGUUCUAUAUUGAUUCAACGUUUACGGCAUUCCGAACUCUAAAGUUUCCAGAAGCCUUCAUGUUUUCCUUACUGCGUAAGGGCUGGUUUGUGUGCGAGAGCCGCGAGACCAGCUUUCACGUGACCGACCUAGUGGCCCGGUAUAAUGAGCCAACAAUCGCAUGGCUUCAGCGGUGUUCCUUUGUAAUUCGUCCUAUCGAAGGAAGAGAGAGUGCUACAAUGAACUGCUUUGAGGUCUUGAAAGUUUUCCAGUCCACCACGGCCGUGCCUAUUACAAAUGCGACAGUUGCAAUGACAACCCCAACUACUCCGGCCCCAGAAAAGCCAGCGAUUGCCAAAGUGGAGUACAUGGUCUGUUUAAGGAUAGAAUUCAUCAACGACGCCGGGUUACCAUUCAGACUCCUCUCAAACCUCAAACCACAAGGGUACUACGUCUAUGGGAAGGUUUUUGAGCUGAAAUACGUACUGCCUAAAGCCACUGAUACUGCACCCGAGGGGACGGCAACACAGGGAACUGUGGAUAAUGUAGAUGUGGUAAAAGAAGCAUUUGAAAAGAAGACAAAUAUUGGUAGAGAUGCAAGAGUUCACGGGAACGACAGAACGAUACGAAGUGUUACCCACAGUAGCCACCGACACAAACCUGCAGGAAUGAAGAUUUAUUCGUCCAAUGCAGACAAAAGACACAAGGAAAGGACAAAAGAUGUUUCCAGGAAGAGCAAUGUGCCCCAAAGAACAUCAUCAGAUGGCCCAGUCGGAAAAGUUCUCGGUCAAAUAGGACAUUCAACUUAUACAGCACAAGAAGAAAUGCAUGAACAAAAACCUUCAAGAAAAACAAAUGUGGAACAAGUUUUGAAGGCGAUUGCCCAGCCGACUUCAACCACAUCGCAGAAGAAGGUUGUGACUGAGACCUUUCCACAGCCCAGGGAUAUGAUCGGGAGUACAAUGACCAAGAUUAUAUUUAGCGCCAUCGACCCGUCAAACGUGUAUAACCUAUUAUUGAAUGGCAGGAAAGCUGUUUCGGUAGUCAUCGCUGAGAGAUGUAUUUUUGCCGUGCAAGUCGUAGUGCAUGUGACCAAGAACCCGAAAACGACAACUGCACCGCCGACAACACCGACAACACCCAAACCAACUACGCCAGCACCCCCGCCGCCACUUCCUCUAGCACCCGAGCCACCACCGCCACUUCCACCUCCGCCUCCACCCAUACAGACCACUCGACCAACUGUACCUACCACCCCUACGACACAGGCCUCCACUACACGCCCUACCCCACCCCCUCCUACCUCGGCCUUGCCUCCACCUAUACCUGCCACGCAAGUCCCGCCACCACCACUGCCUCCUCUACCGCCGCCACCUCCGCCUGUCCAGACUACGACGGCUCCGACUCUCCCUCCAGCAAUUAUCAUCAUACCAGCUGGCUGUAUGCCAACACACGAGGGUACUUCAAAUGGCGCGUGUUGCUUUUUCCCAUUCACGUACAAGGGAGUUGAACAGAACCGGUGCAUCCGCGCCGACAGAAACUUCAGAUGGUGCGCUACCACCAAAAACUAUGACAACGACAAAGAGUGGGGCUUCUGUCCACAUUGUAACGUGGCGCAUGGAGGUACUGCUGGCGGCGACUGCUGCCACUUUCCAUUCAUUUACAAAAGCAAAGUCUACCAGAAGUGCAUCAGAGACAGCAACGGAAAACCUUGGUGCGCGACGACAUACAACUUCGAUCUAGACCAGAAGUGGGGAUAUUGCGGAGGCCAUGCUCCAGGGUCUAUACCAGGACUUGUCCUCCCUCCCCUCCCUGCCUGCACCGACUCCUGCAAGGGCAGCUGUGUGGAUUCCUGUCCAGACUAUUGCUGCACAUGGAAGGGUAACCAAGUCCAGAUGGCCCAUCCACCGCACCCUGUUCCCACUUGCCCUCCAUCAUGUAACCUGAUCUGCCGGCCGGACUGUAUGAUUAAGUGUUGUUCAGGAUCCAAACUCGUUCAAAUCGACGUAAGCCCUCGUAAGAGAACCCAAAAGUCGUGCCCUCAGCCAUGCCGCAGGUCUUGCAAUCCUGAGUGUCCAGUUGAAUGCUGUUCGGAGAAAGAGAUCGAGAAGUUUGGAUUGAGAUUUUCUAAUCCCUCGCCUAGGAUGAUAGAUUGUUCUCCGGUGUGUAUACAAUCAUGUACCCCAGAUUGUCCUCCGAAAUGUUGCACAGGUACGCAAGCACCAAGCGAUGCUACAAGAGAAAAUACACAUACAAGCGCAUGCCCUGCUUUCUGUGUGUUAACCUGUAAUUCGACAUGCCCUUUAACAUGCUGCCAGGAAAAGGCUCAAGCUCCGUCUAAAGUUGAUGAGGAUAUUCACGUUGCAAGAUGCCCUGUAAUUUGCGCAAAAGUCUGUGAACCAGACUGUCCCGUUAAAUGCUGUUCCGCUCUCGCUAAACAAGUAUCAAUACUUGUUCACAAUAGUAGGAAGCUUAUAUGUCCAAGCCAUUGCGAAAAAUCAUGCGAGCCCGACUGUCCCAUACGGUGCUGUCCAAACAGCCCGAGGCAUGUGUCAAUCAUUGUGAAUUCAGAACCGAAGCCUGAAUCUUGCCCUUCUUACUGCAGCAAGGACUGUAGGCCACCAUGUCCACUAAAAUGCUGCGAGGAGCCAGGGGCUCCAAAACCUGUUACAAUACUAAUUGACUCUGAUUCUAAAAACACGUGCCCGAAGAUUUGUGCCCAAGAAUGUAAACCAUACUGCCCCGUGAAAUGCUGUGAAAGUUCUACAGCCCCAAGCACUAAAGAAUAUUCUACUGAUGAAUGUCCGGAAAUUUGUUCUCACAACUGUUUGCCAUUUUGUCCUGUAAAGUGCUGCGCAGUUGUUGUCCCGUCCAAUCAGGCAGAAGCUACGCACUCAUCUUGUCCGUCGGUGUGUUCCACUACGUGUCUUCCAUUCUGUCCAUCAAAAUGCUGCACAUCCUCCACCGUCACUCCUGUUCAACCAACAACUUCGUCUUGUCCUGCCAUAUGCAUUCAAGUAUGUAAGCCCGACUGUCCAAUAAGGUGCUGUCCCGAAUUGACGUCUCCUUCGGUAAAAACAGGCACAGUCACUCCAUGUCCUGCCACAUGCGCUGUGUCAUGCAAACCCUUUUGCCCAAUAAGAUGCUGCCCUGAGAGAAUAACAAACAGCGUUCAACCUGCAACACCAACGGGUGCUAUGAUAUGCCCGGCCGCAUGUGCACAGUCUUGUCAACCAGAAUGCCCAAUACGGUGCUGCCAGUCUUCACAAUCUUGUCCAACCUACUGUGCGACAAGCUGCCUUUCUUUAUGUCCAAUGAAAUGUUGCAAAACCACUACACCAAGUACUGCUGCCGUUACUUCGACAACAAAUGGAAUCUGUCCUUUAGGUUGCCUAGCAGUUUGCACUCCUAACUGUCCUGUCAAGUGCUGCUCAUUCUCGACAACUCCAAUACCACUUACAACGGCAAUGACUUGUCCUCCGGGGUGUUCCGUCUAUUGUAUGCCAAACUGCCCAUUGCGAUGCUGCUCUUCAUUUAUGGAGUCAACUCACUCUACUACUGUUAUGGCACCAACAAAGCGACCCUGUCCAGCAGUCUGUGCAUCUUCCUGCGUGCCAAUGUGUCCAAUAGAGUGCUGCUUCGAUAUAUCAAUCACAAAGUUAAACGGUGGAGCGGCUAUUCAACAAGGGACAUCUCAGCAAUCACAACCCUUACAGCCUCUAGCCCCACCCCCAUUUACACUUCCACCACCCACCCCUCCUGCUCCUUCCUCAAUUCAAGCCAGUCAGCCCGUAGAGGCUCCGAUACAGGAGGUAGCUCGUCAGCCAUUGCCAUACUCACCACCGCCUCCUGAAUAUCCCCUACCGCAACCGUCCUCUUACCCAUACCCAUCACCCCUCCAACCACCACCAGCCCUACCACCUCCACAAUCACCUCCGCCACCAGCAGCACCACUAGCUCCACCACCACCAUCACCACCCCCACCCCCACCCCCACCACCACCACCACCACCACCACCACCACCCCCACCCCCACCCCCACCACCACCACCACCACCACCACCACCCCCACCCCCACCACCACCACCACCACCACCACCACCACCACCACCAUUACCACCACCACCACCACCACCACCACCACCACCACUAGUGCCUUCACAGCAACCACUGCCUCCACAACUGCAAUCACCUACUGUAACACCUCUUUUUUCUCCUUUUGCUGCACCAGAACCACAGUUAUCGCCACAACUUCCGCUCACUUCUGGCUCUCUACAACAAUCUUUACCACCUCCACCUCCCCAACCGCCUCCACCGCCCUCAUCACUUCCUCCUACGCCGCCCAUUCAAUACCCACUAUCUUCUUCAAUUUCGCUACUAUCCGCCAUACAUCUUCCAGCUCCUCCUCUUCCUUCAUAUAUUGCUCCCCCGCCACCAUCCCAAGACUCCGAACCCUGCCCGCCUUCGUGCGCCCACGACUGUACAGCGGCAUGCCCCAUACGAUGCUGCACAGACCUUCUCACCAUCAGGCCGGAAGAGCUGGAAUCUGAUACAGACCCAAUCCCCUCAGUGGCUUUAACGUCCAAACCUGCAGGGACAACAAGAACAGCUCCUUGUCCAGAAAUCUGCUCUGAAAUUUGUCUUCCGAGUUGUCCUCCUGAAUGCUGUGUGACAGCCGAGGCAAAAGCGACAACUCGCCACACACUAACAUACAACACAAAUAUUCCCUGCCCUGAAGGUUGUUUGAUAAAAUGCUAUAAGACAUGCCCCCAGCAAUGCUGCAAAGGCAUCAACAGACAGUUGCCAAUCGUGAAAUUUCACACGCCGUUGACACUAGCUCAACAAUUGCGGAAGCCACAACUUCGAUUGCAGUUGUUAAGAAAAAAGCCUUUAAGGCCGUUAGCGAGGCAUGGGAUCGCAGGAAGUAAGUUGCGACAUAUGCCGAGACAAGGACCACUUUUGAAGAAGUCUGCGGCGCUACCUCUGUCUUACUGGAGCGAUCACAAUUUAAUCAGCUCGAGAUCCAAAGUGAUCUGCCCGCAGGAAUGCAAAGUGUUUUGUCACGCUGGUUGUGGUCCGGGGUGUUGCAGAACGGGACGAUCUGUACAAGGAGCUGAGUCAAAGAGCACGGAUGACGUCACAAGGGCUAAACAUUAAGCAAAGUCACAAAGUAGCCAUAAACGACGAACUAGUAAAUUGCCACCAGCUUCAAGGAGAGAACGGCACACGCACCUGCCAGCCAUACAUACAUACUGCGGAAGGUAGAAUUAGAAAGUCAAAUGUAAACAUAUCAUACCUCGUUAUGCCAGCCAUAUAUACAUACGAAAGUAGAA